Molecule: messenger RNA, 2338 nt
Organism: Colletotrichum destructivum
Lineage: Eukaryota; Fungi; Ascomycota; Sordariomycetes; Glomerellales; Glomerellaceae
Exons: 1
Coding region: 1042-2160 (372 amino acids)
Source: RefSeq, a predicted model, not a curated record
CGAUGACACCUGCAAUCACCACCUUUUGUACACUAAAAAAAGGACGAACCCGCCCUGCGCCAGGGCCAACCCCUGCUGAGGGCCAUCCGGGAAUAGCAUCAUCCCACUCCACGCCUGUCAACCACGCCGGUCAAUCUGAUGAGAAGAGGGACUUUCUGCCCCCCUCCCCUCCCCUCACAUGCCACAAGAGCAUCGUGGCAGGCUCCCCAAGUCACUCAUUGACCAGACCCAGAGCAGCAGGAGGGGAUGGAAACAAUGAUUAGGACAGAAUAGGAAGCUAUUCAACGUUACAGUAUCCACAGUUGCCGUGUCCUCGAUACUAUGCUCCGUUUACCAACUGACACCCUGGGACAGGACGGAAAGAUCGAUGCAGCUCGGCCUCGCUCACGCCGCUUCCCGUUGCGAUUCAUGACAAAUGAUGCACAUCGAGGCCUCGUCCUUCCGAGUACGUGCGACGUGAUGCAGAACAACCGUGGCUUCCCGAAUGUAUUGUCGUCUAAUACAUCAUACAACCCGCUUUGUCCGUCCCGAGACACCUCAUCAUCCGAGGAAAGAAAGAAUACAAACCUCAAACUUUCUCCCGGCGAGGGAUUAAAGCAUGAAUAACAGCCACAGCCUUCGCCUGCCUUUCCCUGGACCUGCGAUGGAUGCAGUAGCAGUCACUUGCCACUGCAUUUGGAGUCCUCUUUCCAACCCCGUCACCCGUUCCCAGACACGAAAGACAUGUCAUGGCAGUGACCUAGCAUCAUCAGACAUGACCCCCCUGGUAAGAGAAGCAGUUUCAAACGAGCUGCCUCCUUUCCUUUCCCGUCGUUGACGUCUCUCUGUAGCAUCGCUGCCCUCUCCUGGGCUUUUAAGUUUUCUCUCGUCAGUUCCCAUCCUUUGCCCUCCAACUCAUCAACAACAACUCUUCAUCACCGCACUUUUGGACCUCUCCUCAUCACCUCGUUCUUCUAGUUCUCCCUGGAUUUUUUUUUUUGGUUCUCGUCAUUCGUUCUUCACUACCUUGGAACCUACCUCCACUCCCGACAUCUCACCAAGAUGACCAUUUCCCGCGCCCUCAAGGCCUUAACCGCCAUGACUUCCCUGAACCUGCAGAAGCACGCUCACUUCAAUCCGAGCCAGAACUUGGUUCUGGCUGACUGCGGCAUUGGUUCCAACCCAGAAAACCAGACUUGGUCUACCUCCCGCCAGAUGAACUGGUACCAGGGUGCUAUCUGGUCAACUCCCGCUGAGACCGAUCCUGCCCCUCCCGACCUGAUGGUUCAGAUGCCAUACGGCGACGGAACAUAUCCCUGGAACUUCCAUGGUGCCUCCGCCACCUUUUCCAACGGCGAGACCUGGUCCGCCUGGAUUGAAGAUGGCACCCUGGAGCUCUUGCGUGCCGGAAAGGCCAUGAGCACGAAGGACGGCGGUACCACUCUCUGGUGCUACACUUACCGAGGACACCCUGUCGGUUUGAGCGUCUCUGGCAACUCGACCUGCACCUCGGCCUUUGUCUGCAACCAUCUCGAGACUGGCCCUACUCCAUGGGCCCGAAUUCCCGGCGCAGGUGCUCCCGCAGACAACGGCACCGUCAUCACCGAUGGUCCAAGCAACUCAUCCGUCACCGGCGACACCUUGGCUGUCCAGAUCGAGGUCAGCCCCCGUCCCGCUGUCUGGUAUGGCACCAUCAACCACUUCCUGAGCAGCAUCCUUUUUACUAUCGAUGGCGUUUGCAGUCCCAACCCCUUUUCUAACCGUCUCAACUCGACUGUCACGGCCCGCUGCCAAGGAACCAACGAUACACCCCUCAAUUUCUUGCCUGUGCUCUUCAACGUCCUCAAAAACCUUGGAUCGCUCCCCGGUCCCAAUGGCUACUUCGUCCAUAACCACGGACCGGCCCCCUUUGCCAACGAUACCUCGGACGAUACCCUCACUCUUCCCACCACCUUCAACCUUACCGCCUACGACAUGGUGACAGGAGAGCUCAAAGGCUUCAUUGGCUACGAAAUGAAGUGGUCGGAGCCAGGCAUGGGCAUCCAUUGCAGCGAGUGCAACACCACCCAGUUCGACACAGACUACAACACGGCCGUUGCUUCGGCUUUCGAUGUGCUGUAUCCCACUUAUUCCCAGAUUGUCAUUGAGAGCAAGUGUACAUUUGACACUCUUUGUUGGUGAUGGAUUUUCAGACUCAGAUGAUUUGAAGGAGGGUAAAGGGGCCUCGGAUGGUAUGUUUUGGUUGUGUAUUGGUAAUGCGGAUGGUUUCCGGGGUGUGCUUGGCCUUUAUUGAUUACCUAUGGAAUAUAUAACCUUCCAGUCUGGCAUGUUUACCAGGCCGAAUCGAAGUUCUGUGUUU